AUGUUUUGGGGCAUUGAUUGCACUCUCUGCGAACAAACCAAUGUCAAUUCGACAUCUGGGAAGAAGCAUACCGUUUACCUUGAAUUGGCUCAUCGAGAUCCACAAAGCCCUUGGAUGUUCAAAGAUAAACAAGAACUGGAAGGGAUCCUAGGACCGUGGGUUUGGUCACUGAAGUCUGAUCGAAUAAUAGAAACCGGAGACCCGGUGACUGGUCUCAAGAAGUCGACAGCUAUUGAUAUCCAGGCCCGACGGAUCGUUCCAAGUGAUCAAAAUAAGCGACUAGAUUUGAAGAUAUGGCUCGGUGAUGAUUUCAACAGUAUCACUUCCGUAGAUUACGCUCUACGCAGUGUAUCCGCUGACAUUGAAGACGCGAGUACUGUGUGGAAAAAGAAGGAGAAUAAAUAUCUGGUUCGUUUCGUUGGUGGGAAAGCUGCACAUUUUGCAAAUGUUCAAGACUCCACGGUAGUCAGCCUUCUGUUCGCUCCGAGCAAAUGUUCGCUUGUGUCACCAUGCGCCCAAGAAGUAUUUGCAUCACUCAUCACAAGUAUCCUUGAUAUUGUGGAUGACAUUGGGCCCAUUGAUGUCCAAGAAGCUGAACCUUUUCGUGUCGAGAAUAGCCCGGUGAUUGAGAUUGUUGGACUAUUAACGGAGAUGCAAUUAGGCUCAAGACAGGAAGCUCUACUUUGUGUUAUGCCUUUGAUGAUACCUCAGCUCAGGUUGACUCUAUGGUAUGCGGCAUAUAACGGAGAUGAAGCCGUUAUCAAUGAGAGCCUCGAGGCCGGAGAGGUCGGCCUGAAUGCGAAGAACAAUAUUGAAUGGACGCCGCUGUAUUGUGCGGCAUGGAACGGACAUGAAGCGAUUGUCACACAGCUCCUCCAGACUGAAGAGGUCGAGCCGGACGCGAAGGAUAUUGAUGGAAGGAGGCCGCUAUCGGGGGCGGCACAGAACAGAUAUAUCGCGAUUGUCACACUGCUCUUUGGGACCGACAAGGUCGACCCGCACGCGAAGGACAAAGAUGACCGGACGCCGCUAUCAUGGGCGGCACAGAACGGACGUAAAGACGUUGUCAUAGAGCUCCUCCGGAUUGAAAAGGUUGAGCCGGACGCGAUGGACAGAAGUGGACGGACGCCGCUAUCAUGCGCGGCACAGAACGGACACGAAGACGUUGUCACAAAGUUCCUUAGGACCGUAAAGGUCAACCCAUCAGGACAAAGAUGGACGUGCGCCGUUGUUGUAUGCGGUAAGGAACGGAUAUGA
Molecule: messenger RNA, 1257 nt
Organism: Penicillium samsonianum
Lineage: Eukaryota; Fungi; Ascomycota; Eurotiomycetes; Eurotiales; Aspergillaceae
Product: ankyrin repeat domain-containing protein
Exons: 1
Coding region: 1-1257 (418 amino acids)
Molecular function (GO): protein binding
Source: RefSeq, a predicted model, not a curated record